Cyphellophora attinorum is the source of this 1917-nucleotide messenger RNA. RefSeq names its product Exocyst complex protein exo70. NCBI's taxonomy places the organism in Eukaryota, Fungi, Ascomycota, Eurotiomycetes, Chaetothyriales, Cyphellophoraceae. Gene Ontology annotation, biological process: exocytosis. The record is from RefSeq and is a predicted model, not a curated record. The transcript has a single exon. Gene Ontology annotation, molecular function: phosphatidylinositol-4,5-bisphosphate binding. Gene Ontology annotation, cellular component: exocyst. Bases 1 to 1917 code for a protein of 638 amino acids.
AUGGUCGGACCACGAAACGCGGCCUUCGCCGAGGAAUCGGCUGAGGUGGAGGUUCUCCUGGCCUCACUCACCAAGACCAAGGAUCUCACCAAGCGGAUCGCUUCAAGCCUGACACGUCUAGACAGCAGCGGCAAGAUAGUCCGCGAAGCCAUCGGCCCCAUAUAUUCCAACACACAGCAAUUACAGAUCACGAGUCGCAACAUCGACCGCGUCAAUGAAGCCAUCGAGCGACUCCGGCAGCCGCUCGACACGCGAGGCCAAGAGGAGACCAUUAUUCGCGCAGGACCUAAGCCUGGAUCUUUUCCACAGUACUUGAGCGCGCUCAAGCGUGUUGAUAAGGCUCUCGGCGACUUGACGAGCACGAAUCUCAGGGUGAACGAGAGCCGCAUCAAUGAUUUCCACAGCCUAUUAACUCUUGGGGUGAAUCAGCUUCACGAUCUGUACAGGAGCACAUUGCAGCAGGACGCACAAACGAUAGAGCCGUUGCAUUAUAUCACCAAAAGCUUGCCGUUCCCAACCAUUCCGCAGGACCGGAUCCAGCUGCUGGGACAGAUUGCUGCCGCUAUUGCCAGUGCAAGCGCCCAGUCCGCCAAGCUAGGACAACGAGAUGAAGACCUCGCCGUCAAGAUGUACGCUGAAGUCAGAGGCGACUACCUCAACAAAUCGCUACAAAACCUCGCCACAGCCAGCGUCUCGACCGUCAAGGUCAAGAAGGACGACAACAAGAUCUACAAGCAAGGCGACAGUGGUAUUUCCGCCUACGCCCAAGGCCUGGAGGGCAUGAUCCUAGCCGAACACGAGAACACAUCACGCAUUUUCCGCAGCGGCAACGACUCACCUCGAGUCCUCACACAGACAUGUGCGACCACCAUCGCCACCUUCUCACGAACCAUGACAGACCUAAAUCGGCACACCAAAUCCCGCCUUCUAACCGACUGCUUCCUCACCUAUGAGAUCCUCGAACUAAUCACGCCACUGUCAUACCGCAUCGAAUCCACAACCAACGCCCUCCGCCCCCAGAUCAGCGACGCCCUCCGCCCGAUCGCGACACCGCACCGCGCCUCCCUUGCCGAAGUCAUCACUCAAACCCGGUCCACCGCGGAAUCGACCCCAUCCCUCCCACCAGACGGCAGCCCCGUCGCCUUCGUAAACGCCACCGCCCAACGCAUCCAAUCAUUCUGCACGUUCGACCGCCCCGUACUCACCCUCCUCUCCUCCCUCGGCGACGGCGGCUGGCGGUCCACCUCCAACCUAUCCGCCGAUAACAACCCAGCCACCAAAUCCUCCCUCUCCCUCGAACUCACCCCCUCAACCGAGAACCCCACCCUCCUAUCCCACUACCUCCUCGACCUAAUCCAAAACCUCCUCGACCCCCUCGUCGCCCGCAGCACCGCCCUACACCGCAACAACAAGCCCCUGGCAGGAAUCUUCCAACAGAACUGCAUCGCCCUACUGAGUCGAGCGAUCAACACCCACCCAGACGCAGCCCGCUACCUCGCCAUCACACCACACAGCACCAAACUCGAGUCCUACCGCAAAGCCGCUAGUAGCCUCUACCUCGCAGCAUGGCGAGAACCCAGCCAGCAUCUGAUGGACACGAUCUCAACCAAGACCAACUCUCGAAACUCCGGCGCGCUGGACUCGACGAGUAUCAUCAAAAGCCUGAGUUCAAAGGACAAAGACAAGAUCAAGGAUCAGUUCAAGGCGUUUAAUGCUUCUUUCGAGGAGUUGGUGGCGAGGCAUAAGAGUAUGUACAUGGAGAAGGAGGUUAAGGGGGCGAUGGCGAGGGAGGUUAGUGCGGUGAUUGAGCCGUUGUAUGCGAGGUUUUGGGAUCGGUAUCAUGAGGUGGAUAAGGGGAAGGGGAAGAGUGUGCGGUAUGGGAAGGGGGAUGUCAGUGCUGUUUUGGCGGGGCUCUAA